UAUAAGUAAAAGUAACGAAGUGACGAAAACAUUGGAAGUAACCAGAGGAAGGAACGAAGACAAAUUCAAUAUUGUGUACAAUUCGACGUCAUGUAUCAGUUUGUUUUUCUUAUCCAAAUAAUUAGGUCGUUGUACAUUAUGGUAACUAUUAUAUACAGCAAGAAUUUAGUAUUAAAAGGAGAUGGUGAGGGAGCUUUCCAAAAAAUAAAAACAGAAGUUAAAUCAUUCAAUUUCACUAAUGGAUUCAUCAUCAUUUCAAGAUACAGUCAACACUGAUCCAGAAUUAACAUUCGAUGAUUUACCGAUGCCAUUUAAAAUGUUAGACAAAUUAUUAUGGAGCAUAUUUGAGGAAACAUGGAAUUUAAUUGAAACAAAAGAGAAAUACAAAAGUGAGCAAUUCAAUUUCCAACAAUCAUGUUUACAACAACUGGAUGUGAAUGUGGACAUUGAGAAUAUUCACAUAUUUACAAUUGUCGGACAGUAUUUAUUUAAAAUAUUUGAAAAUCAAAUUAUUGUAUAUGAUGUAAACAAUUUGAAAUUGAUUUCGGAGUGGAAGUAUUUGAAUGGACUUGACAGAUGCAGCAUAAUACGUACAUUUAAAACAAUUCAAUACGAUAAAAAUGUUAUUUUGCAGCUUAUUAUAAAUGACUCAGGUCAAAUAAGGCUUGUGAUGUUUGUUGAAGGGUUAUUCAUUCCAAUAAAGCAAAUCAACUUACCAUCCGAUGGUUUACUAUAUCAUGCACUCAAUGGGAAGAUUUCACCGUGUGGAAAAUAUUUUAUCUCUUUAAAUGAAGAUUCAAUUAAUUCGAAAAUUUGGUUAGAAGUUUAUCGUUUACCAGUAGAUGCAUGGAUGAAAGAAAUUUUACCAAUCGUUCAAGAAUUUCAAAAUGAGAUAACCGUUAAUUUGAUCGAACGAAAAUCAUUUUAUGAAAAUCAAUUACAGCUUAGUUCACCUAUGUUAUUAGGAAGAAUUAAAUAUCCAGUAAUGCCGCCAAGUCCUGCAUGUAAAUCAGUAACAGCAGCACUCAAGCAAGCUAAUGAUAAGGCUAAUCUUUUAAGUUACUCAAAUCUUGGUGCUCAUUUGUAUUCCGAUGCAAUUAAUGAAGCAAACCAGUUGACAUUCAUCGAACAUCGAAAUUAUCCUUCCUGUUUAACAGCUCUUCCUAAAUCACAGCUUGAUGAGAAAAACUCAGUAUCUGUCCAAGGAUUCACAGAAAGCCCUGAAUCUACAAAGCAGAUAUCUGAACCCACAACAGAAAGAAGUCAAGCACACUCACCAAGUUCAAUAAAACAUCAAACUAGAAAUACAAAAUCUUCUAAACGUAAACAACAACACAAAGAACAAUCAACAAAUGGACGCAAUAAUAAAAAAGCUGAAAAGAUUAAUUCUAAUAUUGAAAGUACCGAUGCAUUACCAAAUAAAGACAACGAUGAAAAGUCAAAAAAGAAGAAUAAAACUAUUGAUAAAAAACAAGAAACUGAAUUAGAUAUUGAAAUAAAUGUUAAAGAUUCGGUUAUUGAUGAGACUGAACGAGUAGAUGAUUCAUUGAAAAAAACUCAACAAAACGAAGAAAUUAGAAGACAGUUAGUAAAAGAUUUAAAUGAAGCACAACCUAAAUGCUAUCCAUAUUUUGAAUUCCUGCCGAUCAGUUUAACCUCUAAUAGUAAACAAUCAGAAAUUUCAUCUUUCACCAACUUGUCAUACUCUGGAUCGAUUUGUGUUUAUUGGUCUAGAUCAUGUUAUAUUUUCUUUUAUCCUUUAGAUAAGUUCUCUAAAACCGAAGAAGGCGUAAUAGAAGAAAUACGAUAUUUCGGUUCAGAAAUAACUUAUAUUUCAGUUAUCUAUGCUAGUCAUUCCGUCAAUACACAUGAAACAUUCAUUGAUGAUAAAGAAAAUCUGUCAAAGAAGCCAGAUUUAAUUAAUUCGAGAAAUAAUUAUCUGGUGAUUGGUCUUCAAUCUAGAUUAGUUAUAAUUAAACAAUUACAGUCAGGGAGGUACUUACCCCUGUUUUAUAACGAAUUAGGAUCAUUGGUAGAUGCUGGUUUGUUGAUAAGUACCAAAUACAUCAAUCUACUUACUGCAUGUUAUGUAAAUGGGAAUAAACACUCAACCAAGGGUGAUUUGAUAUUACGCAAGAAAUUCACGUUUGAUAUUUAUAAUUUAGAUGAAAAUCAAUUGAUGUGGAAAAAAACCCAUAUUGUGGGAAAGAAGAAUUUUAAUUGUCAAGCUGUUACCAUUUUAACCGUAGAUGAUAAUUUCAAUAUUGUUGUCUGUUUAGUCUCAUCGAAGGAUUUGCUCGUUUAUCCCCUGGAUCAUCAACAAAAUUGCCUGCAUCACCAACAGUUGGUUAAACAUAAUAUCGAAAUACAUCAAUCAAACCAAGUGGUUGACCAUGAUCUAGAUCAGUUUUGUCAAAGUUCUAUUCAAAUUAGUUUACCUGACCCAUAUGUUAUUAAUCUAAACACAGGGACCGUUAGUUUAUUCCCAGAAGUCAGUGAACAAUGGGUAGAUAAUGUUGAAUUCUAUCAUCAAUUAUGUUUGACUUCUCGUUCAACAAAAUCAACUAUUCAGGAAGUUGAAAAUGACAGUCAUGUGAAUCAUGAAGAAAGAAAAGAAAAAUUAAAUGGAAGACAAGGCAUUUAUCAACUUUGGAUACGAGGAACUAAAAUUGAGCAAGAGAACGAGGACAGGAUCCAAUCUAAACUAUUUCGUGUUGACUUGGAGUGUUGUGAGUUGUCAACAUAAAUUCUAACAAGAAUAUGGAUUUAUACAAUUUGCUAAACGUCAUUUCAACAAAAUGUGAAGGAAGAAAGUGAGAAUAUUUUUAACUGUGGUAAAGACCUGUAAAUCAGAAAUUGAGGAAUGAAAGUUUAAAAGUGAUUUUUAACAUGAAAUUUGGAGGGAAACAUAAAACUAAUGCAAUUGUACCAUUGAGAUCGUUUGUACACUAUAUUCCAAAGGGUUUCCAACCAUGGAUUAUAACAACUAUGUGAGCGCCUAGCAGAAUAUUUCCAUCACUCAACACAACUCAAACUAGCAGUCUAUAAUUUCAUGAACCAAUACCUUGUAUUAAAUCCCCUUUCAUUUUUCAACCAAAUAAAUUUUUGGGAGGCUGAAUAAAAAUGAGUUUAUCGACUAUGACAAUAAUCACUAUAGCUGUUUUAUGUUCUUUAACUUUCUUCAUCUUUUAUUUCACUGUAUAACUUUACUUAUUCCUAUGAAAAAUAUCUAUAUUCAUUUAGCCGUAUACUCAUCAUGUAUGUGUGCCAGUUUGUAAUUCCUUUAAAUUUUCCCAACUAAAGAAAUUCCUAUCAAAAUACCGAAUGGCU
Schistosoma margrebowiei is the source of this 3330-nucleotide messenger RNA. The record is from the annotation of a GenBank genome assembly. NCBI's taxonomy places the organism in Eukaryota, Metazoa, Platyhelminthes, Trematoda, Strigeidida, Schistosomatidae.